Messenger RNA from Erigeron canadensis, 1112 nucleotides. RefSeq lists its product as uncharacterized. NCBI's taxonomy places the organism in Eukaryota, Viridiplantae, Streptophyta, Magnoliopsida, Asterales, Asteraceae. Bases 56 to 568 code for a protein of 170 amino acids. The record is from RefSeq and is a predicted model, not a curated record. The transcript has a single exon.
CCCCAAAUUCAUAACCCACACUUUUCAUAAACCAAAUCACAUAAACCCUAAUAAAAUGUCUCUACUUCAUAUUCAUCAUUCUCUUGUUCCCCAAACACACCUCACAAAUUCCUCAAAAAAAACCUUCAUAAAACCCCAAAUUUCCUGCUCAAGUUCAAGCUCAAACUCUAUAAAUGACAUGAAUUUAUCAAAGGAUUUAUCAAUAGAGAUAAAAAAGAUUAAAACCCAGAUGGCACAGUCUCAAGAAGCCAUGAAAACAAGCAGAAAACUAUUAUAUACAGAAAUGUGUAAUUAUCUGGGAAUAGGCCAAGAAGAGCUAAAAAGGAAAUGGGAGAAAAUGGAGGAAGCUGAUAAGUGGGUUUUGGCUCAAGAGUUUGUUUCUGAUUGGGGGUCUAAUUUCCAUCCAUUAUCUGCUAAAUCUGUUAAAGAAUUAGUUGAUCAGUAUGUGUUUCGUGACGAUAAUGAUGCGAAUAAAAAAGUUAAUGAUGAUGAUGAUGGUGAUGGUGAUUCUUCUUUUGUAUUGUUUAGUGGUUUGAAAAAACUUAUGGGGUUUCCUGAUAGUAUAUGAUUGAUGUGUUUUUAGUAAUAAAGUUUGUAUCUUUGUCGAUAUUUCAUGGUCUUCUUUGAUAAAGUUUGCGUCUUUCGUUGAUAUUUUAAGGUUUUCUUCGUAGUCUCCAUUUGUUUUCUUUAUAAAGAACUCGAGCUUAUGUGUCUUGGACCCCGAAGACAUAGCAAGUGCAUAUCUAUUCAUUGUGGAGUGUCCAGAAAAAGCUCGAACACUAUUUGGAUGUCCUCUCCCAAUGCAUAUGACUAUUCUGGAAAAAAUGAUGCAAACAACUCAUUAAAUGAAGAAUCUUUAUAGUCUUUUGCUAUGUAACAAGAAUUGUAGCUCGUUUGUGUGCUUUAAAAUAGAUAUUUUGUGAUGGUCAUUUUGAUUAGCCAACCAGUUAGUAUAGGCAGGUUAGUGGCCGACCACAUUCUUUUGGGUGCGUCAAGUAGAUAGCUCAAGCGGGUCAGUAUAUUGUAAUAGUCAUAUUGUUCCAAUCUUCUCCUGUAGUUUAAUGUAUCAGAUUCAUAAUCAUAUAUAUUAGUAUUGUUCUUUUGAUUGGUAA